Molecule: messenger RNA, 3601 nt
Organism: Vitis vinifera (wine grape)
Lineage: Eukaryota; Viridiplantae; Streptophyta; Magnoliopsida; Vitales; Vitaceae
Product: polyribonucleotide nucleotidyltransferase 2, mitochondrial
Exons: 16
Coding region: 106-3099 (997 amino acids)
Biological process (GO): mitochondrial RNA 3'-end processing; mitochondrial mRNA catabolic process
Cellular component (GO): cytosol; chloroplast stroma; mitochondrion
Molecular function (GO): polyribonucleotide nucleotidyltransferase activity; 3'-5'-RNA exonuclease activity; RNA binding
Source: RefSeq, a predicted model, not a curated record
GCACCCCCCCUAAAACCCCUUCAGAGUUCAGUCUAUCUGGCGCUAAAACCGCUUAAACCCUAAACCCUCGGCAGCUCUGUCUUUCUCUAUUCUGAUUCCAUUGCCAUGGCAGCCAUGGCGAGCAGAAGAAACCCUCUCCUCACGUCGCUGCCACUAUACCUCACGUGGAGAUCCCUCCGGUACCGUACAAUUUGCAGUGGCCAUCUCGGCUUUGCAUCUUCGUCGCCGUCCAUUUCCGAACAAAUCCCCGUCCCCGGAAUGAAAGUUCUAGAAACUUUCAAAGAGGAGUUUGAAAUCGGAUCGCGCUCGAUCACUUUCGAAACCGGCAAGAUCGCUCGGUUCGCUAAUGGCGCAGUUGUUAUGUCCAUGGAUGAGACCAAAGUCCUCUCCACCGUUGCUUCAUCCAAAGGCGACGCAGCUCGUGAUUUCUUGCCACUCACCGUUGACUAUCAAGAGAAGCACUUUGCACAAGGUGUGAUUCCAACCACAUUCAUGCGGAGGGAAGGUGCUCCAAGAGAGAGGGAACUUUUAUGUGGUCGUCUUAUUGAUCGACCAAUAAGACCACUGUUUCCUGCUGGCUUUUAUCACGAGGUUCAGGUAAUGGCAAGUGUUCUUUCUUCUGAUGGGAAACAAGAUCCAGAUGUAAUGGCAGCUAACGCAACAUCUGCUGCUCUAAUGUUAUCAGAUAUUCCUUGGGGCGGCCCCAUUGGAGUUAUACGUAUAGGGAGGAUUUGUGGGCAGUUUAUUGUUAACCCUAGCAUGGAUGAGCUUAGUUUAAGUGAUCUCAACUUGGUGUAUGCAUGCACAAGGGAUAAAACUUUGAUGAUAGAUGUGCAAGCCCGUGAGAUUUCUGAGAAAGAUCUAGAAGCUGCGCUAAGGCUGGCUCACCCUGAGGCAGUUAGAUAUCUUGAACCACAAAUCAGAUUGGCAGCUAGGGCUGGUAAAAGUAAAAAGGAAUAUACGUUGUCUAUGGUGUCAGAUAUAACAUUUGAGAAAGUCAGGAACUUGGCAGAAGCGCCUAUUGAAGCUGUUUUCACGGAUCAUACAUAUGGCAAGUUCGAACGUGGUGAAGCUUUAGAUCUAAUCACUCAAGAUGUAAAACGAGCCCUCGAAGAAGAAUGCGAUGAAGAAAGCUUAAAAGUUCUACCAAAAGUGGUUGACACAGUGAGGAAAGAGGUUGUCCGCAGAAGGAUUAUUGCAGAAGGACUUAGAGUUGAUGGAAGGCAUCUCAAUGAAGUUAGGCCUUUGUAUUGUGAAUCUGGCAAUUUACCUAUAUUGCAUGGAUCAUCACUCUUUUCACGUGGAGAUACACAGGUCCUUUGUACUGUGACACUUGGGGCACCUGGUGAUGCUCAACGACUGGAUUCUCUGGUCGGUCCUCCAACAAAGCGCUUCAUGCUUCACUAUAGUUUCCCCCCAUUCUCAAUUAAUGAAGUUGGUAAACGAGUUGGCUUGAACAGACGUGAAGUUGGGCAUGGCACCCUUGCAGAGAAAGCUCUGCUUGCAGUGUUGCCUCCUGAAGAAGAGUUUCCUUACACAGUCCGUAUCAAUUCUGAGGUUAUGGCUUCUGAUGGUUCCACAUCAAUGGCAACUGUCUGUGGAGGUAGCAUGGCUUUAAUGGAUGCUGGCAUUCCACUAAGGGAACAUGUAGCAGGCAUUUCUGUGGGUCUUGUUACUGAAGUUGACCCUUCAACUAACACAAUUAAGGAUUAUCGCAUACUAACUGAUAUAUUGGGCCUGGAAGAUCAUCUGGGAGACAUGGAUUUUAAAAUUGCCGGAACACGAAAAGGAAUAACUGCUAUUCAGUUGGAUAUAAAGCCUGCUGGAAUUCCUUUAGAUAUUAUUUGUGAAUGUUUAGAGCCUGCACUCAGGGGUCGUCUUCAAAUCCUUGAUCGCAUGGAGCAAGAGAUAAAUGCACCACGUACUCAACAUUACAGGAAUUCACCUCGAUUAGCCACAUUGAAGUUCAGCAAUGAUUCACUUCGCCGCUUGCUUGGGCCUAUGGGUGCUCUAAAGAGAAAAAUCGAAGAAGAAACAGGUGCACGAAUCUCUGUCAGUGAUGGAACACUUACUGUCGUUGCUAAGAAUCAAAGUGUGAUGGAUAAAGUACAAGAAAAGGUUGAUUUUAUAGUUGGCCGUGAGAUUGAAAUUGGAGGUAUUUACAAGGGUGUGGUAACUUCAGUAAAAGAAUAUGGUGCUUUUGUGGAGUUUAAUGGUGGCCAGCAAGGCCUCCUUCACAUUUCUGAGUUAUCUCAUGAACCGGUCGUUCGCGUUUCAGAUGUAGUGUCUAUUGGCCAGCAGAUUUCAUUAAUGUGCAUAGGGCAGGAUGUUCGUGGUAACAUCAAAUUAUCACUCAAAUCAACUUUACCCCGACCAGGCUCUGACACGAAUAAUGUGGUUGAAGGAUCCAUUCCUAUUACCAAACAAGCACCUAGUGUGUGGGCAUCAAUUGGGGAUGUUCCUGACAGUGAAGAAAAGCAGAACUCUGACCUGGAAGAGUUGCCAGUUGCCAAAGAUGAAACCAGUGAAGGAAGCCUGCCUACUUCUAAAUUACCAUCAUUUCUAAUUCGAAGUGCUGCUGAGUGUGAUGAGGAGGAAAAAUCUGCUGGCUUCAAUCAGAGUUCUAGAAAUACCUCUAAACCCCGAAGCAUUUCGGGUUCCAAUGACAAGUUAAAAACAUCUCCACCUCAAAAUGGUAUGUCUGAUUCAGCUAAAAAUGUUAAAAAGUCAAAAAUAUCCUCACAAAAGGAGAAAGAUAUAAACUCCAUUUUCACUAUCUUAAGUAUGGGUGAAGAUGGGGAUAAACAUGGCUCUGCAUUCAAUGCAAAUUCUCAAAAUGAUUUAAAUGAUACUAAAGAAGUACCUGAGACUUGCACUGGUGCAAAAAACCUGAAGCUUGGAAUGAAGCUCAAUGCCAAGGUGUAUCAAAUUCGUACCCAUGGGCUAGUCCUUGAUUUGGGUGGUGGAAUUCGAGGAAUGUAUCGGUUUGAGGGUGAUAAUGAUAAGAGGGACUUUAAGGUUGGUGAUGAGUUGCAUGUCAUGUGUUCCAGUUUUUCUACAAAGGGGAUUCCAGUAAUGUCUUUGGUGGAAGAUGAGUAGUGUUACAUUGGCUAUCAUUUUCUGAGAAUGAUGUCCCCUAGGUGGCGACCGGCGACGACAUAUCAGUGAAAGAAAAUCAUGUGUCAGCAGAAGAGAACUUAAAACACAAAUUUUGCAGAAAAUGCACACGGAUGAAACUUGGAUAUCCUUACAGUACAUAACCAGAUGGAUAAUGUAGCUUGAUUUGAGCAAAAGCUUCUGCCACUCGGUUAAAUCUAUAGGGUCAUCACAAAGGUUGGCUCUGGGACUGAGACUAGUUUCUUUGCUAGGUCAAUAAACUAGUGUCAUAUUUUAGAAAUGCGUGGCUCCUGAUUUUCCAAAAUUUUGGUUGGGUGAAUCUUUGAUCGGGUCCACAUUAAUUUUGUUGUAAAUUUUGGUAUCCAUUACAUUCUGAGUAAUUUUUAGGCAUCUGAAGGUUGUCAAAAGGAAGGAAAAACAAAUUGCAUUAUAUUGAAGAACUGUUAGUGAGAAUGUUUUAUUACAUUGAUUGAUUUCUGAAUUA